AUGGAGAAAAAGCUUUAUUGCAUUUUUGCAUAUGCAUUCCUAAUUACCAUAUCCUUCCAAAUGCUUUCUUCUGAAGCCAAACAACCUAUGAGCCUUGCAACUGAUCAAACUGCCCUUCUUUCACUCAAACAACACAUCACCUCCGACCCUUCUCUUUUACUUUCAACUAAUUGGACCAAUUCGAGCUCCGUCUGCAACUGGAUUGGCGUCGCUUGCAGCUUGCGCCACCAAAGAGUAGCUGCGUUGAAUCUCUCCAACAUGGCUCUCUCCGGCACCAUUCCACCACAGCUCGGACACCUCUCCUUCCUCGUCUCCCUCGACCUCACCAACAACCUUUUCCAUGGAGAUUUGCCUCAUGAGCUGUCUCUCCUUCGCCGUUUGAAGUUCAUAUCUCUCCGACUCAACAACUUUGGUGGAGACUUCCCUCCGAUAUUCAGUCAGUUACCAAAACUAGAGUACUUGAAUUUACGCAACAACAGCUUCAUAGGUUCCAUCCCAAAAUCGCUCUCAAACCUAACAAACCUACAAUUUCUUGACUUAACUUCCAAUUCUCUAAGUGGAGAAAUUCCAAAAGAGUUUGGAAGACUUCAAAGUCUACAGUAUUUGGGGGUUCAGUCCAAUCGUCUAUCCGGUGCUAUACCAUCAACCAUAUUCAACUUAUCGACUCUUGUAGUUCUAGCAUUCAUGAGAAACAAUGAACUGAGUGGAAGUCUUCCAUCAGACAUGUGCCGUAAUCUUCCAUCUCUUACUGGGCUUUAUCUUUCUGAUAAUCAGCUGAGUGGUGCGAUUCCCACAAAUCUAUCCCAAUGUUCACGGCUUGAGAUUUUGGGCCUUUCUUACAACUCUUUUAAUGGGCAGAUACCUUUAGAAAUCGGUUACAUAACAUCUCUUCGGGAUUUAGCUCUUGGUGGUAACAACUUGAACGGAAUACUACCACAUGAGAUUGGCAAUCUUCAGAGCCUGGUUACGUUUGCUGUUGAAAAGAAUGAGAUUACGGGCUCAGUUGAUUUCAGUAUUUUCAUGAAUAUGUCUUCUCUGCAAAACAUAAAUCUAGGGACCAACAAAUUCACGGGGAACCUUUCAAGGGAUGUCGGGAAUAUUACCAUGCUAACAAAUUUACACCUCACGGAAAACUAUUUUACAGGGCUUAUUCCCUCUGAAUUUGGCCAACUUUACCAUUUGGAGACAUUAGUACUACAGUUGAACAGCUUGAGUGGUUUGAUUCCACAAGAGCUCUUUAACAUUUCAACUCUUCGGAUUCUUUCACUUGUUAAUAAUGCUCUGUCAGGGGUUCUUCCAACGCAUUUAUGCCAUGCCUCUCCCUUUCUUAAAAGAUUGUUUCUUGGCAAUAAUUCCAUGAGUGGAGCAAUACCCAACUCUAUCUCGAACUGUUCUCAACUCACAAUUCUCUCACUUGCUGGAAACAAAUUUAGUGGUUAUAUACCUACUGAUCUCGGCAAACUAAGGCAUCUCCAACGUCUUUCUCUGUUCAGCAACAAUCUUACCCAGACACCGUCUUCUUCCUUCAUUACUUCAUUGACAAAUUGCAGGUUUCUAACUGAUUUGUUAAUUGCUGAUAAUCCUCUAUACGGUGUCAUUCCAGCUUCCGUUGGGAACUUAUCUUCCAUGCUUCAAGUAUUCGCUGCCAGAAACUGCAAAUUUAGUGGCAACAUUCCUAUUGAAAUAGGCAAUUUAAGCAAUUUGGUGACAUUGGCUUUGCAUGUCAAUGAGUUAUCCGGUAAUAUUCCACCAACUAUCAAACAUCUGCAUGAACUUCAAGGAUUAAUUCUGUCUAAUAACAUGUUGGGAGGCUCAAUUCCACAUGCUAUAUGUGAUUUAUUCAGCCUAAAUACAUUUGUUAUUAGCAGGAAUCAAUUUUCAGGUCCGAUUCCGAAAUGCUUGGGAAAUGUCUCUUCUUUGAGAGAUCUCUUUCUAGACUCCAACAUGUUGAAUUCAAGCAUACCUUCAAGCUUAUGGGGCCUAAAAGAUUUGAUCAAGCUAGACUUGUCCUCGAAUUCAUUGAAUGGGUUCUUACCUAAUGAGACUAGAAGGUUCUAUUCCUGUGUCUGUGAAAAGCAUGAUCAGUUUGGUAACUCUUGA
Molecule: messenger RNA, 2100 nt
Organism: Salvia miltiorrhiza (redroot sage)
Lineage: Eukaryota; Viridiplantae; Streptophyta; Magnoliopsida; Lamiales; Lamiaceae
Product: probable leucine-rich repeat receptor-like protein kinase At1g35710
Exons: 4
Coding region: 1-2100 (699 amino acids)
Molecular function (GO): protein binding
Source: RefSeq, a predicted model, not a curated record